UUUGGCUUGUAGGAAACUGUACUCUCCAAAUGUUCUCUAUGUCUUCUAUUUCUUCUCUGAUAAUCCCUUUACUAAAUCCUCUUGAGGCAUAUGCUUCAGAAUGCUUAAUUUACAUACUCUUAAUUCCUUCUUAAUUUAUACCCUGCCUGCUGGAAAUGUCAACACCCCAUAGGGAGGGAGGCCUAUUGGUCAGAACAGGCCAGGGAAUAGAAGAAUACAUAAUAAACAGUGCUUAGUUCUUCUGGGGCCCCAUAAUGUGUCGAAUAUAUAUUUUUACUUCUUCUCCCAGCCCAUUUUUAAUAUACUUAAAUUACUAUCAGUGUUUCUGCAGGCAAACAAUGGUUGAGUGGUAUGACACAACUUUGUGAAAGUAUCCUACCCAGUACCUGAUGAUGCGAAACUCUUCUAUCUUGAUUGGUUGUCAAUCCGAGGAGUUUCCAAUCCUGGGGAAGCCAGAAAAACACCUAUUUAUACUCUUAAUGAGUACUUUUUGAAACCAUUCUGAAGAGGCUGACAAUUUUACUAUCUCAUUUUUUUGCUUUCUCCAGAAUGGGUUCUGGGUGGGUCCCCUGGGUGGUGGCUCUGCUAGUGAAUCUGACCAGACUGGAUUCCUCCAUGACUCAAGGCACAGACUCUCCAGAAGAUUUUGUGAUUCAGGCAAAGGCUGACUGUUACUUCACCAACGGGACAGAAAAGGUGCAGUUUGUGGUCAGAUUCAUCUUUAACUUGGAGGAGUAUGUACGUUUCGACAGUGAUGUGGGGAUGUUUGUGGCAUUGACAAAGCUGGGGCAGCCAGAUGCUGAGCAGUGGAACAGCCGGCUGGAUCUCUUGGAGAGGAGCAGAGAGGCCGUGGAUGGGGUCUGUAGACACAACUACAGACUGGGCGCACCCUUCACUGUGGGGAGAAAAGUGCAACCAGAGGUGACAGUGUACCCAGAGAGGACCGCACUCCUGCACCAGCAUAAUCUGCUGCACUGCUCUGUGACGGGCUUCUAUCCAGGGGACAUCAAGAUCAGGUGGUUCCUGAACGGGCAGGAGGAGAGAGCUGGGGUCAUGUCCACUGGCCUUAUCGGGAAUGGAGACUGGACCUUUCAGACCGUGGUGAUACUAGAAAUGACUCCUGAACUUGGAGAUGUCUACACCUGCCUUGUCCAUCACUCCAGCCUACUGAGCCCCGUUUCUGUGGAGUGGAGAGUUCAGUCUGAAUAUUCUUGGAGAAAGAUACUGAGUGGCAUUGCAGCCUUCCUACUUGGGUUAAUCUUCCUUCUGGUGGGAAUCGUCAUCCAGUUUAGGGCUCAGAAAGGAUAUGUGAGGACACAGAUGUCUGGUGAUGAGGUCUCAAGAGCUGUUCUGCUCCCUCAGCCAUGCUAAGGUCCUCACUGAAGCUUCUCUCCCCGGAGCCUGAAGUAGUGAUGAGUAGUCUGGGCCCUGGGCGAGGUAAAGGACAUCCAUGAGGUCAAUGUUCUGGGAAUAACCCUCUUCCCUGAUCCUUGGAGGAGCCUAAACUGAUUCUGGAGCUCUGUGUUCUGAGAUCAUGCAUCUCCCACCCAUCUGCCCUUCUCCCUUCUACGUGUAUAUCAUUAAUCCCCAUUGCCAAGGACACUGUCCGGAAACUCCCCUAAGACCUUACUCCUUCCAGCUCCAAAUCAUUUACUUUUCUGUGGUCCAGCCGUAUUCCUAUAAGUCAUGAUCUCCAAAGCUUUCUGUCUUCCAACUGCAGUCUCCACAGUCUUCAGAAGACAAAUGCUCAGGUAGUCACUGUUUCCUUUUCACUGUUUUUAAAAACCUCUUUGUUGUCAAAUAAAAUGGAGAUACAAAAAAUGUA
This is a messenger RNA of Chlorocebus sabaeus (green monkey), 1825 nucleotides long. RefSeq names its product major histocompatibility complex, class II, DO beta (gene MHC-DOB). Gene Ontology annotation, biological process: antigen processing and presentation; immune response. The record is from RefSeq and is a predicted model, not a curated record. Lineage: Eukaryota; Metazoa; Chordata; Mammalia; Primates; Cercopithecidae. Gene Ontology annotation, cellular component: membrane; MHC class II protein complex.